Molecule: messenger RNA, 3242 nt
Organism: Epinephelus moara (kelp grouper)
Lineage: Eukaryota; Metazoa; Chordata; Actinopteri; Perciformes; Serranidae
Gene: rerglb
Product: RERG/RAS-like b
Exons: 5
Coding region: 234-851 (205 amino acids)
Molecular function (GO): GTPase activity; GTP binding
Source: RefSeq, a predicted model, not a curated record
AGGAGAGACAGAGAGAGAAAACAGAGAGAAUAACAGAGCAGAGGAGGAGGGAGCGCUUGUUUUCCCUCCUCUCCCUCCGUCGAGCUUCAUAAACCUAUACCAGCCCUGUGAGGAGGAGGAGGAGGAGGAGAGGGGGCAGUCCUGUCCUUCGUCCAGCCUGGACCGUACAGAGACUUCAGUCUGCAGACGUUCACUUAGAGACCAGACACAGAGACCAGACGGAGACCAGCAGCAUGAACGACAUUAAACUGGCUCUGCUGGGGAGUCAAGGGGCUGGGAAAUCAGCUGUCCUCGUACGCUUCCUGACCAGACGCUUCAUCGGUGAAUAUGCCUCUAAUGCCAACUCUCUGUACCAUAAAAGGCUGUCGAUCGACGGCAGGCAGCUGAAUCUGGAGGUGUUUGACCCCUGCUCUCAGAGCUCAGAGGCCAGGUGUAUCCUGGAGGAGCCGGUGGACUGGGCAGACGGCUUCGUGGUGGUGUACAACAUCAGCGACCGCACUUCCUUCAUCAAUGCCAAGAACAUCCUGCAGCAGAUCAAAGAGGCGCGCAUGGACAACUGCAAAGGGGAGACGGAGGUUCCUGUGUGUCUGGUGGGAAACAAACAGGACCUGUGUCACGCCCGACAGGUCCGUGAGGACGAGGGCCGCAGCCUGGCUCAGGAGAACCGCUGUCACUUCCAGGAGGUGUCCGCUGCCGAGAGCUACCAGGACAUCGCCAACCUCUUCACCCAACUCAUCCGACAGGUGAUGGAGCACCUCAAGUACAGAGCGGACCGCCGGCGCUACAGCGGCUCCAAGUCCAUGGCCAAGCUCAUCAACAAUGUGUUUGGGAAGAGGAGGAAGUCUGUGUGAUGGUCCCAGUGAGGUCAGCUGGACGGACUGGGAUUACUGCAUCUGGAGCCCAGUUAAAGGAAACUGGUCCAGAGGUCUGAAACUGUUUUAGUUUGUCAGUCUGAACAGUGAUGUCACGUUCACACUGAGAGCAAAACAAGCGGACGGUGGGACGGAUCUGAUGGGGUCAAAAUUUACAGACAAAUAUUUGUCUUUUUCACAUCUUUGGUUUUUUGUUGCUCUGGUUUCACCCUCGACAUUUUUCUCUACUUUGAGUUUACAGAGAUAUUUAGAAAGGACUCAUGAUGUUGUGAUCAAAACAAAUCAGGUUAUUGUUGACGAGAGGGAGCGGUUCCCAGUCUGAGGGGCGGGACCCUAAGAAGAGGUCACAGCAGAACGCUCUCCGUUCUCAUCCCCAGAUGACCAAAUACCAACACUUUGAUAUCGACACCAAAGACACCCUUUAGCAUUUUUAUAAAACACAUGACUGACAUUUGAAAACUUUACGCUGAGAGCAAAUCCCAGCUGGCAUCAGACGUCACUAUGACGUCAGAAAGACGUUGGACUCUUUCGUUGGACAGAUGAUAAAAUUUGGUUGAAAUGUAAAUCAGGUUGAUGAUAUUUAAGUAAGAAUUUCACGUUAUGUGGAUGUUUGGUUUUGUUCUUCACACCUUACGACUAAAUGUCGUUCUUAUACGUCAAGAUGACGUCGGCAUGAGACGUUUGGAAGAUGCUGGAUUUUGGCUACGUUACAGCACAAAACAACAAAAUGUCAGCGUCAUCUGUUGUCAGUGUUCAUAUGAAUGUAUGUUCAUAUUGAUGUUGGCAUUAGUCGUCCUGACAUUGAACUUGACAUUACAACCUAAAGCUAACCACAUAUCAGCAUCUAACGAUGUUGGUGUCCAGCUGGGUGAUGACGUGUAAAGAGUGAGAAAGUCUGCGUCAGUGGACAGGUCAAACAAAACAAGACUUUCACCCAGGAGACCUCAGUUUGUGUCCCACAUGAAACUAAAAAUCAGUGUUGUUUUAACGUAUUGUUAUGUAACAAAUGUCCAUGUUUUAACCCAGAUGUGAUCUUUUAUGGUCUUUUUCCUAACCAAGUAGUUUUGUUGCCUCAGCGUCUCACAAAAUUAACCUCAUGUUACCAAGUGCUUCAGCUGUGCCUCACACAGAGAUGGCGUCCUGUGUGAUGUCAUGCAUGGUGUCCUCACACAGAGAAGCUGUCCUAUGUGAUGUCAUGCAUGGUGUCCUCACACAAAGAGGGUGUGAUGUCAUUCAUGGUGUCCUCACACAACACUUUAACUUUAACCAUAUUCUUUACUGAGAGCUCUGCUCAGGUUGAAGUUUGGUGGAGUGACGCUGGUAAUUACAUCGUGUCAUUAAAUUACAUGCACCAAUAAGAGAAAGAGAAAAAGUUGAAUCAAAGCUGUGAAGCUGGGAAGUGUCAGUUAACUCAAGUGUACCUCGGGUGUGUGUGGCCUUUAUAACACAUGCUACACUUUUUAAAUACAAGCAAAUAUUCUCAAAACUGUGGCCUAAAACUGUCAAAAUGAAAUCUCUAAAAAUAUCAGAAUAUCAGAUAUGAACCAUGUAACGUAUCAGUGCCAAAGAUGACAGUUGACACAGCUGAGCAGGAUAAGAAAUCUUACCGCUGAGGUCUGAAACAGUUUCUAUCUGACUGGUUCAUCGCUGUAGUUUUACACAUGAAACCUCAGACUGGUUUCAGACUGGUUUCAGACUGGGAAGUUGUGACUGGCUGUAAUCAGUUUCUCCUCUGUCCUUGAUGAUCAGAUAGUGACAUGUUUCCUUUAAUCUUCCCAGUCAGUGGUUUAAGUUAUUGGCCGUCAGUUUAUGUUCAUUUUGUGUUUUUUCGUUCAUCACCUAUUACCGUCAACAAACCAAGUGACUGGACGUUAAAUACAAGAGAAGUUUCCUUUCAGUCCGGAGCUGCGUUGACUCUGUGAGUCUUCAGCACCACAUUUCAAAGCUCUGUCCAUUUAGACGUACAGUAGAGACAUUUUACUGUUUUGUCUUUAUUUUACUUUCUGAUGCUUUUGCUGACAUACAGAUGGCGAGCUGCGUCAACAUGUGUAAACAUGGCGCCCACUGCCCAGCUAAUGUUAGCCGUGGACACUGUGCACUGCACCUGAGUCCAACACGUUCUCAUCAAAUACAGCCGCUUUGUCAGUGGGCACACAUGUCAAGAUAUAUGAGAUAUAAAAGAUGUGACCCACUGCGUCUUGUUUUGCCACAGUGUUUGUUUAUAUUCAGUUCCUGUUGAUUAUAAUCUGUCAUACUAUCUGUUAUAUGUUACUCAUGACUAAAUGCAUCAUUCACAUUAAUCUAUCUGAUCAUGUCUGUAAGCAUCUCAUCUGAUAUAUAUAUGUGUGUGUACAUAUUAAAUGUUACUGU